UUAUUUAGUGGCGUUGGUCGUGAAUUCUGACACAGUACGGACUACGAUUAUUCCUAAUCAAGCUAUAUGCGGUUGGCUGGAAAUGUUAUGUUUCUCUUGACGUUUUUGUUUACUCAUUAAGGAUCCAUGAAAUAUUUUAUUAUAUCUCAUUGGUAGAACGACUGCAGAUUAGGCUCGGUUUUGUACGUACCUCACAAGUUUGUCUGUGGGUAAACAAAAAUAUUUUAACUUGAAACACUUCAAGCAAAGUGCAACUAUAACCUUUGAUAACUAAGAAGGACUUGCCGCCACACCGGCACCUCCUCGUCAUCAGUGUAAGAUUUUUAAAAAGCUGGUCGUACGUUCGAAUUCGGCCGGAUGGAUUGGAAAAGUCAAAAAAAGGGGAUUCGAAUAGGGAAUACAAUAAGACAAACGUCAAGUGUACACUACAGCGUGUUGUGUUCUUACGGUCCUGAAAAAUUAUUCCACUACAGAAUGCAGACAUCAGUCAACUAUUUGGUCCUGAUAAUUGUCAUUGGACUGACGAGAAUUCUCGCUAAUCCGACGACUCGUGCAGUUUGCCCGGAAGAUUAUUCUCCUUGUGUCUGCGAUCUGACAGCUAAUGGCCUGGAAGUCACCUGUGUGGACUUGCCCCUUGUCGAUGUCGUCGACGUCUUUUUCCGCACGCAAAGUCUAUUUCUCUACUCGGUUUCGUUGGCAACUUCCGCCACGGGGUUGGUUGCAUUACCCGCCGAUCUGCUGAGUGACAAACGCGCUCAAAAUAUUCACCUAAAUUGCCCAUCCGCCGCAUCCCCUAAGCUCAGUCUGACGAUCGAUCCAGCCUCUUUUGAAUUUACGCGUUUCAACACGACCCGCUUCGAGAUUCACGACUGCGACUUGGCCGGCCAAACGGACAUGACAUUCCUGAGCGGAUUUGUAGCUCUCAAUACCCUCCACUUAGAAAACACGUUAAACGUCGAGGCUAUGGCAAAUCUGCCCAGUUUGCCCGCUCUCAAGGAACUCGCCGUCGUCAACUGUACAGGACUGGGAAAUGUCGCCUUCCCCGAUUUGACUCCAACCAGAUUGGAGCGGUUGCACUUGGAUGGGAACGGUUUAAACAAUGAAGCAGUUGCCAAUAUUUUCAUCUCCUUGGGCAGUUCGUCGUCUGUCAGUUCACUAAAAUUGCUGUCACUAGCCAACAACGCACUGACCAAAAUUCCCACGAUCGCCUCUUUCUCUCAACUGAUUACCUACGAACUCUCCUACAAUGACGUCCCUUUCAUGAGCCUAUCGACAUUGAUCUUUGGUCCUCCAGUCAACUUUGUUGGCCUCAAAAAUCUUUCGCUGAUCGCUAUUGAAGGCGACGCUUUCCAAGGUAAUUUUACGUAUGCCCAGGUGAACUUGGAGAAUAACAAAUUGACCGAGUUUAGGGAAGAUGUCUUUAAAUCGAUGCUGCAACAGAUGACGAUUCAACCACCGGCUAUUGGAGGACAAGUCCUUGUUACUGGAAAUCCGUUCGAUUGCGGAUGUCCUUUGGCCUGGCUGAUUCGAGACAACCAAAUUCUCCUGCCCAGUGUCAAAAACGGAGUUUGCGGCGGAUUCUUUAGGUUCGAGGAUCUUAACCCAGAUGCCUACGGAAAUUGCUAGUUAUGAUGCGUAAUAGACACACCGAUCGGCCAUGUCAAAAGAAAACAUUUUUUAAAUGUAUGUUUGUACUUUAAAUGUACGUUGUAGAAAAAAGGAAUGCUUUCGAACAGCAUUCCGUUUCAAUUUAAAUUAUAUUCUUAGCGGCUUUCCUUUUAACUUUCCGACUUCAAUUAGAAUACUAAUUCUGCGAUGAACUGAAACUACCCGAAACUAAUUGUCCCCAUUUUGCAGUCGAAUAAAAUCAAGGAGCUAUUACUGUCAA
Molecule: messenger RNA, 1888 nt
Organism: Daphnia pulicaria
Lineage: Eukaryota; Metazoa; Arthropoda; Branchiopoda; Diplostraca; Daphniidae
Product: oplophorus-luciferin 2-monooxygenase non-catalytic subunit-like
Exons: 7
Coding region: 358-1626 (422 amino acids)
Cellular component (GO): membrane
Molecular function (GO): protein binding
Source: RefSeq, a predicted model, not a curated record